Microstroma glucosiphilum is the source of this 779-nucleotide messenger RNA. RefSeq lists its product as hypothetical. Bases 79 to 522 code for a protein of 147 amino acids. The record is from RefSeq and is a predicted model, not a curated record. Lineage: Eukaryota; Fungi; Basidiomycota; Exobasidiomycetes; Microstromatales; Microstromataceae. Gene Ontology annotation, cellular component: cytosol. The transcript has 4 exons.
AACUCGAGUUCAAAUUCGCCGCUACUGUGUGACAUCCUACAUCCUAUAGCCCCUGUACAUCACAGUGCAUCGCUCGUCAUGCCCCUGUACGCUGUAGCCGAAGACGCUGAAGCUCUCCAUUCUUUGCCCGUCGCAGUAAUUCCGAUGGCGACCCCCACGCCCUCGGUGGGAAUAUACAUUGCCGAGUGCCAGCGAGUGCUGGAGAGCAUGAAGGCAGAGGGCAUCAACGGCUAUGGCACCAACCUCGAAGGCCCCUUCCCUUUAGUCUCGAAAGCAAUCGAGCGCUGUCACGAAGCAGUGCACAAGCUCGGUGCCCCGCGAAUCGCAACAGACAUUCGACUCGGCACACGGGUGGAUAAGCUCGGCCCCGGUCAGGAGCAAGGUAUGACCACCGAGGGGACUCAAAGUCAGGAUCAGAAAGUAAGCAAGGCAGGUGGAGACGAUGAGGAUUGGGCCAAGGGGCUGGGUGAGAACGAGAGGAAGCGGGAGAGCGUGCGGAGGAUCCUCGCGAGGGAAGCAUGAGUGCGUAGCCAUGCCCUGUGUGGGCUGCGUAGCAAUGCAAUUCGGGAGCCCAAGAAGCUUCAGACGGGGUCAUUCAAUCUCUCGCAGUCGUGCAAAUUUGUCAUCGUCAUCAAGGGAAGUAUGGUCAUUGAUAGGCUGAGAUUGCAUCCCCGAUGCGACGAGAGCUGUCCACGUCUACACCAUCCGUCUACUCUACAAGGUCUGCAUCGCCCCUUUAGAUCUUGGCCAUGGCAGCAAUGUCGGUCGACUGGACGUAG